CGCUAGUGUCGUCUCAAUUGCCGCCGAGUAAGGACGUUUCUAGUACUGCAAAUUAUCCUUCAAAACUCUUUACGUGUGAUACGUAUCGAUGUUAUUGAACAUUAUAAUGUCGUAUUAGGAAGUUGUGAAGUGUUUAACCAGUGAAAAAGUGUUUAAUUGUGUUGAACUAAUCUGUGAACGUAAUUGUUUUGUCGAGAUUUUCGUUUAAAAAUCACGAUAAAAACAUUUAACGGAACUUGCCUGUCGGAUUUACGACAUUUCUAUUGGUUAAUAGGCGAGUAGAUUUUCUAUGGUGUUUAAAUAUACAUGGAAAUCUUUAACGGUAUCAUUGCUUCAAAAUUAGUUGCAUUCCGUUAAUUUGAACGAGACGUCGUCGGCGGAUUUGGUACCGGUUGUGUUUAUAGUCGCUAUGCAGUAUUGACACGGCGUGAUGAUGAGGCUCGAGGCGACAGAGAAACAGCACCGCUACCACAACCUGUUGGACGACGAUCAUGCCAAUGAAAUGCUAGAAAGCGAGGGCGCGGGCCUUGCGGCGCGAGUGGCAGAACUCGAAGUGAGAUGCUCUAGACAAGCUGAGGAGCUCCUCUGCCUUAGAUCGACCUUAGCGGAUGCACUCCGAAGACUCAACGCGCUUGAAGGUCGAGCUCCAACUACAUCUAAUGUCCAAAGAAAUGGCGGAGGAACUUACACAGAGCGCACAACGGGGACACCGACCCGCGAGCUGAGAAUAAGACAGCCUUCCUACAGAGAGAGCGUCAAACGAACCUCCAGCUACGGUUCCAGCGCUUCAUCUCUUUCACAAAGACGUGGUCCUCAACAUCAAUCGACGGGCUCACUCCAAUCAGAUUCACCAGCGUCAUCUUCCUCCCUCUCCCCGGCACCAUCGCCCUCCCCCCGUGCGACACCAGCGCCGCUCACUCCACACCCAGUGCAACCGUACAGAUCGCGAAAUAAUUCAACCUCCGGCAACCAGAGUCCUUCGCCGGCUACCAACAACCUCACCAAACGGUGGAAUUCAACGGGAGAUUUCAACGCACAGGGCCUUUUGCCCAGUACGAGGUUUACAACGACCAAAUCGUUGCUAAAUUUAUAUUCUAAGCCGUCGCAAAAUGGGCCUAUAUUGAAACAUGGCACACACACAUGUCAGUACAAUGAAGAAGAUGGCACCGUGAGGAUGUUCAUCAGGGGUCGGCCGGUGAUUCUAUACGCACCGAGCGACCAUGAGAACUUGGACCUGUCGAAGGUGGCGCCACCCCCACAGAACAAGCUCAAGUUGGAAUGGGUGUAUGGAUAUAGAGGGAAGGACUGCCGCAGCAAUCUUUACCUACUGCCAACGGGGGAGAUAGUUUACUUCGUGGCAGCGGUAGUGGUACUGUUCAACGUGGACGAGCAAUGUCAGAGGCACUACACCGGUCACACUGACGACGUCAAGUGCCUCGCUGUCCAUCCCAACAAGCUAAUCAUCGCCACCGGACAGUGCGCUGGCCAUGAUCGACUCGAUGCUAGGCCGCACGUGCGCGUGUGGAACUCGGUGUCGCUGGCCACGCUGGCCGUGGUGGGCGCGGGGUCGCUGGAGCGCGCCGUGGCGUGCGUCACGUUCUCGCGCGCGGACGGCGGCGCGCUGCUGGCCGCCGUGGACGACGGGCCCGACCACACCAUCUCCGUGUGGGAGUGGCAGCGCCCCGACCGCGGACACUGCCUGGCCGAGACCAAGUGCUCAGUGGAUACGGUUGUGGCGGCGGAAUUCCAUCCGCUCGACCGAAACCAAAUCGUCACCUGCGGGAAAGGCCACAUCGCCUUCUGGACGCUCGACGCUUCCAACGUUCUUUACAAGAGAAUGGGUAUCUUCGAGACUCGUGACAAGCCGAAGUACGUCACGUGUCUUGGGUUCAAUCACAAUGGUGACGUAAUCUCCGGCGACUCGAACGGCAACCUCAUCGUGUGGGGGCGCGGCACCAACACGGCGGCCAAGCUGGUGCGCGGCGUGCACGAGGGCGCCGUGUUCUCGCUGUGCGCGCUCAAGGACGGCGGGCUGGUGUCGGGGGGCGGCAAGGACGGCCGCCUCGUGCUGUUCGACGCCGACCUCAACGCCACGGGCACCGAGAACGUGAUCGAAGGCCACUACGGCGGAGUGCGCGUGGUAUCGGAGGGUCGCGGCCGGCAGCUGUUCGUGGGCACCACGCGCAACUGCAUCCUGCACGGAGACCUGCAGCUUGGCUUCGUGCCCGCCGUGCUAGGACACGUGGACGAGGUGUGGGGGCUGGCGACGCACCCCACUCUGCCGCAGUUCGUGUCGGCGGGCUGGGACCGCCUGCUGCAGCUGUGGGACGCGCUCAGCCACUCCACCAUCUGGAGCAAGGACAUCGAGGAGCGCGCACAGUGCUGUGCGUGGUCGCGCGACGGCGGGGCGCUGGCGGUGGGCUGCGUGUCGGGGCGCUGGCUGGUCUACCAUCCGCAGACCAGAGAACUGCUGGCCCAGCACCAGGACGGUACGGAACCAAUUCAAACCAUCCAGUACUCGCCCAACAACCAGCUGGUGGCGAUCGGCUCGCGAGACAACUUCAUAUACGUGUACCAGGUGGACGACGACGGGGCCAGGUACUCCAGGCUCGGGAAGUGCCUCGGUCACUCGAGUUUCAUCACUCACUUGGAUUGGUCAGAAGACAGCCAAUACAUCAGGAGCAAUUCGGGAGAUUAUGAAGUAUUGUUUUGGAACGCGGCGACGUGUCGGCAGGUCCCGUCGGGCGCGGCGCUGCGGGACGCGGCGUGGGCGACGGCGCACUGCCCGCUCGCCUACCGCUGCGUGGGCGUGUGGCCCGAGGGCGCCGACGGCACCGACAUCAACUCCUGCACCAGAACACGGGACGGUCGACUCGCGGCCACGGGGGACGACUUCGGCAAAGUUAAAUUAUACGCCUACCCGGUCACGCAGCCCAAGUCGCUGUGCGCGUCGUACGGCGGGCACUCGUCGCACGUGACGUGCGUGCGCUUCCUGCCGGACGACUCGCGCCUGCUGUCGGCCGGCGGACACGACGCCGCUCUGCUGCAGUGGCUCGUCGACUAGCUGACCCCCCGCCCCCCCUACAACACCUUCACACCCCCUCACCUCUGCGGCUCGUUCCUGUCGCGUUAGGUACAUUUAGUGGCUAGAAACGGAUUGACAGGUUACAAUAUCAUUGCAGUCUAUAUCUUGGCUUUAACCUAUAAUUGUACACUCUUCGACUAGUUCUGUGUUAUGAGUAGAGGAGCUUCUCGGCGCGAUCGAUUGUGAUUUUUUAAAGAGCUUAAUUCUUAAAUUGCACAUAUUUGUAACAUUGCUAUGACAUACAAUGUCUACACGUAUAUUUUAAUAUGAAAAUAGGCGGCUGAAUGAAUCUGUUUUAUUAUCGUAUUUAGUGCUUUAUAUAAGAUGUAUUAAAUGUAAUUUCUUAUAUUAUUUUAAAUAUAUCAUAACCUAGUAAGUUUGUACAAGGCAAUGUGUACAAAGUAAAUUUUAGUUCGGUACAAAUAUUUUUAAUACUUUGGUCAGUAUAACUUUAAUUUUAUGAUGUUAUUAAAAAAGAAAAGAAAAAUACAUCUUAAGGGCUAAGUGCGCAUAAUCGAAUCUUAUAAUAUUGAGAAAUAAUAUCGUUAAAGUAUGAAAUUUAAAAUAAGAAAGAAAUUAUUUGGUGCUUACCCGUAUAAAUAAUGUGUCUUAAAAUAUUUGUCAUUUUGUUGAAUAUAAAUAAAUAAAUAUAUUCUUUUUAUAUAUUUAAUAGCAAGAUUAUUAGCAUGUUUUGUUUGGAUUGUGCGGUUGUGAUGGAAAGGGCUGAAUGUGUCUAAUAUAUUAAUAUGCAAUCCGUCGAAUUAUCCGCUUAAGCAUAUUUUUUAAGCAUUAUUUAUAAAACACAAAUAAUAUUUUUAGUAUUUUUUUACACUUAUAACACUGAAUAAAAGUUAGCUUUUUAAGCAUAUUUUUUUAUCUAUAAGUAUAAUGUAUGUGGCACUUUUUAAUCUGUAUUAUUUAAUUAUGUCGCGUUGUUCAAUAUUGCGUAAUAGAUUCUUAUUUUAAGUUCAUUUCAUUUGAUUUAUGUCAAACAUUUCAUAUUUAGACCAUAGGUAAAAAAUAUCGCCUAUUAUUGAAUAUUGUAUUGACAAUAUAUAAAUCGUCUUAUACAAUAUUUCUCAUAAAUCAAGCAUUUUAUUUUUAAGUUAAUGAGAUGGCAACAUUCCUUAAUUUAAGUUUAACUAUAACCUAGUCACGGAGUUCAUUUUCAUUGUGGUUUUCAUCGUAGUUAAGCACUAAUAAUAAUGAUGUAGUUGAUUGUUGUAUAUAAUAUAAUGUUCGGCGGCCUCGUCCGCCUCUUGAAUGUGCCUCUAAUAAAAACAAUGUUUACUGAA
This is a messenger RNA of Nymphalis io (European peacock), 4380 nucleotides long. RefSeq names its product echinoderm microtubule-associated protein-like 2. The transcript is spliced from 20 exons. Gene Ontology annotation, molecular function: microtubule binding. The record is from RefSeq and is a predicted model, not a curated record. Gene Ontology annotation, cellular component: mitotic spindle. Gene Ontology annotation, biological process: microtubule cytoskeleton organization. The coding region runs from base 431 to 3064 and encodes 877 amino acids. Lineage: Eukaryota; Metazoa; Arthropoda; Insecta; Lepidoptera; Nymphalidae.